Molecule: messenger RNA, 1275 nt
Organism: Hibiscus syriacus
Lineage: Eukaryota; Viridiplantae; Streptophyta; Magnoliopsida; Malvales; Malvaceae
Product: probable membrane-associated kinase regulator 5
Exons: 3
Coding region: 119-1039 (306 amino acids)
Cellular component (GO): plasma membrane
Source: RefSeq, a predicted model, not a curated record
CUACAAUAUAUACACCGUUCAAAAGCAAGUCCUCUCGGAAUCUGAACUUAUAAACCUUAAUUUCACUCACCAUCUUCAACUUCUGUUAAAGAUUGUUUCUUUAUCUCCUUCCUUAGCCAUGGAAGCUCUCAAUUUCACAAGUUUCUGGAAACCAAGCAAUGGCGGUUACAGAGAUAACCGAGUUCAACCGCGUCGUGGUAACAUCAGCACCACCGAGGUUCCAAAGGCCGUGAUCGCUUCAGAUCAUGAGUUGGAUGAAGGCGAUGACUCUUUCUUCGAUUUGGAGCUUCGUUUGCACGGUGUUAAUGGCGAGAAAAGAUUUGAGUCCAAGGAAGACCAAACUCGUACUUUGUCUACCGGUGAUAACUUCUCCAAGAGAAAGAUAAUCCCCAUUGAGGCAAGCUCCAAGCCACAAUCUCCGAUGGCUUCGUUAAAAUCAACCCCGAAAUUUCGAGUCUUUACUUUGAGGAAGUCCAAGUCAGUGGCAAAUACCAGUACCACAUACAUGCCCGACAAAGCUGGGUUGAUCGGUCUUCCUACGGAACCCACAACAUCAGACGAUUCCUCAAAGAGAUUGUUGAAGGGUCUGAUGCAGAAAUACUUGAAUAAAUUAAAGCCGCUGUACGUAAAAGCCUCCAGAAAGAACGGUCCAAAUGAUAAGAUAAAAGUCUCAAUUGACUUGUCGGUGUCAUCUCCGGUGAGUUCUCCGGCAUCGGUUUUUUCAGCGAAGGAGAAACAAGCAGGGGUUUGCAAGCAAUUGGGAAAGUGCAGAUCAACCUCGGCUGCAUUCUCAUCUCCCGUUAGUAGAAGAGAUGAUUCUCUGCUACUGCAACACGAUGGGAUCCAAAGCGCCAUUUUGCAUUGCAAGAGAUCUUUGAAUUCAUCAAGAGAAUCUUCAAGGUUGUCAAGAUGUACAAGUGAUUCUUCACAGGAGAAACUAAGCAACGCAUCUUCUACAGAUUCUUCUCUUCUGUCAAGAGCAACAUGCAAUUCUUUAUACGAGAAACUGAUGGAUUCUGCAAGAAUAUCCGGCAACUGAAUUACUAGUAAAUCAAGGAAACAAAAUGUUGUGAUCAGCUCCAUAGAAAGGAAACUUUGGAUAGGGACUUUGUCUUUUGUUAUCAUUAUCAUGAUAAUGUAAAAAAAAAGAAAUAUGAAAGGGGAAAAAAAUGGAAUUUAGAGAGGCUAGGAUUGUUGUUUGAUUGUUAGCCAUGAUGAGCAGUAGUAGAGUAGGUUCACUUGUAAAGGUGAUGUGCAAUUAUGAAGAAAUUGAAA